AACCUAACUUAAUACGGUACUUCUAGCUUCCAUCCGACUCGCAGAAAAUGGUACUUAACCCAUUCGUAGCUCUGUCUUGCUGAAUGUCAAAUUUGUAUGAUCCGAUAAAAUAAGCGUACCUCAGAUACCAUAGCUGCUAAAAGGUUAAAUAAUGAAUCGAUAUAUAACGUCAGUAAAAUUUAUAUCUGCUGUCGUACCACGUAGGUGUUACUCGCAAUAAUUUAUUGAAAUAAAAUUAAUAGAUGGAAACUAUCUUGAUUUAUCAAUUCCAAGGUGGUACUAAUUCUCUUAGACGAAUUUAUCUGUCUACGUAAAAAAUAAAAAUCACAUCCAAUAAUUAUCUAGAUAUCUGUAUAUAUUGUUGAUGCGACACUCCAUGUGAGAGAGAUAGACAUGUAUACCCCCAGGAGGGAGUUAAUCAGACAUAUUUAUCAUAAAGGCUAAGGCCUGCGCCUUCCUAAGAGGCAGUUCAGCGUGACUUCUCAGGAAGUCAUAUGCUUUCUUUGCCCCGCCAUAUACAAUAGCUCGUAAUAAUAGUAGUCAUUAAAUAGUUUGUCAUAUUUAUCAGUGAAACAGUGCAACUGAAAAUGCCGACCGAUGAAAUAAUGUUUAAAUUUUAUAAAUUAUGCACAAUAUGCAUUGUUGUUUUUCCAUUAUUCGUUGGAGCGGCUAAUUUACACCAAAGUCAUGAUAUUUCACGAAGAUCAUUGCUACAUGUAGAAACGAACUCGUUAAAUUGGCCAGGAACAGACGAAUUGUCCAAUAGCCCUAUAAUAGUACGUUUGCUAGCAAGAGAGACUACUGAGGAAAACUGUACAUCACGUUCAAUAAAUGAAUUUCCAAAUGAUUUAUUUACAAAAACUCAAAGGAAACAUGGGGCAUUACUGUUCCAUGCACUCUUCGCUGUAUACUGUUUCACUCUCACCGCAUUUGUCUGCAAUGAUUACUUAUUACCCGCAAUGGACUGUAUCUGUACGGACCUCAAAAUCAGCGCAGACGUAGCGGGUGCGACUUUCCUGGCGACGGCUAGUUGCUUCCCUGAGCUUUUCGUGAACGUCGUCGGGACCUUUUUGACACAAUCCGAUCUUGGCGUUGGUACAGUCGUCGGUAGUGCCGUCUUCAACAUCUUUGCGAUUCCCGCCUGCGGAGCUUUAUCUACUGUACAGGGAGUCAAACUAGACUGGACCGUACUAGCUCGAGACAGUCUUCUGUACACAGUAGCGUUAGCGGCAUUGAUCAUCUCUAUGUGGGAUGGAUAUAUCACUUCGUACGAAGCAGUAUCUCUCACAACACUCCUUCUUGCCUACUAUGGCUUCCUCUUCUUCAACAAAAUUAUUUACCGAUUCUUCAGCAAGACCCUCUCGUGUUCUUCAACGGGCUCUGAACUAAUGGACGAAAAAUCACCCGAUUCACCAACGAACGAUCUGCCCGUAGGAACUUACAAGCCGUUCUAUCACGGAGAACUAGUGUUGGAGUAUAGGAAAAGUUUUAGAAAAUCCCACAAGAAGGAUCCGUCCAACAUGGAAGCAAAUACUGUGAUUCCCGAAGAACCACCAAUCGAAGAAUACGUAGAGCCAGAUACCCCAUUCAAUUGGCCAAAAGGAAGAACAUUGGAAAAAGUAUGGUUUUUCUAUACGUGGCCAUUGAGGCUUAUACUCUUCAUAACCAUACCUGACACAAGAUAUAAGAAGAUGCGAAACUGCUAUCCAUUAACCUUCAUUAUAUGCGUCAUUUGGAUUGCGAUAUCAUCCUAUUUGGUAUCCUGGAUGAUAACUGUAAUAGGCGACACAUUAGGUAUCGCUGAUUCCAUUAUGGGUAUCACAUUCUUGGCGGCUGGAGGUAACAUGCCUGAAUUCAUAUCCAUUAUUAUUCUUGCAAAACAAGGCAAUGGCGACAUGGCGAUGAGUAAUUCAUUUGGAUCUAACAGCCUGGACAUACUGUUAUGUUUGGGCUUACCCUGGACUUUGAAAACAUUAAUUUUCAGCACCAAUGUAGAAAUUGUAUCGCAUGCCCUUGUCUACAGUGUCAUAGGUAUAAUCAUUUGCAUAAUUGCACUCUUCAUCGUGUCGGCCAUGACUAAAUUCUGGAUAAACAAAAAAGUCGGCCUGGCCUGUCUCCUCAUGUACGCAAUUUAUCUCGUUCUGGCGAUACUCGUAGAGUCAAACGUAUUCUUCUUCGUGAAUUGGCCGAUGUGCGACGACUGAGAAUGAUUGUUGACUGGGAUAUGAAACGUAGAAACGUCUAUGAUGAAUUUCAUAUCUGGAGUAGGCAAUGGGUCACGUGGAAUGUAACAUGAAUUUCAUGGACAUUUGCCUUGUGGUUUUUUAACUCAGUUAAGACAUUACUCGUAGAGUUUUCUCCUUCAUCGUCAUUCCAAUGUGUUUCUUUCGUAGCACGUAAAACUUCGUACCUGUUAAAAAUUUAAUCUACAGUGCCGGCCAAAAGUAUUGGCACAGUGAAAUAAGGUUCUGGAGUUUGAUCAGAGUUCUGUAUGAUGUCUCUUUCAUAUAUGUAAUUCCUGUAUGAGGGAAAUUGCGUUAGUUUUAGGAUAUAAAUUAGCGGCUUGAAUUUUUUUCUCUCCACAGCCAUUCACGAUCAACGAUUAUCUCAUGUGCACGUGCAAUAACAGAAGCGCGUAAAGAAAUGUCUUUAGAAGCGUUUUAUGUUCGUGCCAGAACAUUAGUGCAGUAACGUGUUAGAAGCUUUUUCACAUAGCGUUAUAUCUUAUGAUAGUAUUUAAUUAUUUUUAAUGCUCGUUAUACCAUUAAGUAUUAAAAUAUAUUAUAAUUUUAUGUGCGAACUGCGGGAUACCUUAUCACAGGUUAUCUAUAGCAAAGUUGAGUAUACCGGUGUACGAAAUGGUAUAUAUACCCCUUUUAGAAUUGAAGUUCCUUCUUUUGAGAGACAUUGGAUACGCGAUAAUUAUUUUGAAGUUUUAGUAAAGAUAUAACAGUAAUGAAAUAUGGGGUAUUUUAUCUAUGGGUGUUGCAAUACGGAUUAGAUGCAUAUUUUGAUUCUCAAAAAAAAUAUGCAUUCAUUUUUUUCACAUGGUAUAUGUACUCUUUUGGAAAACUGUAUGUGACCAAAUUUUAAUGACAAGUUACACUGAUACAUUUGUUAUAGUCACUUGUUUCAAGUUGAUGUCGACAAGUUUCAGAUGAUAUUAUAAAGGGCGUGUUCCGAAAUGUACUGACAGUACUGCCAGUACCGUAACCAACGCUGUGUCCUUAUUUAUCCAUAAGCAUUUAUAAGAGAUGUAAUUACUUUUACAUAACUAUCUGUAAAUUUCGCGACACACCCAAAUACGUUGUUUCGCAUUUAGUUUUAUUAUAUUAUAGCCGUUUUUAAAUUGAGGGUACCAGCAAUCAGCUGUCAGAUUUCGAGGUUAUAUAAUAAAUCGUUGUGUGGUUCUUGGUACCUGGUUAAAUACAGUACGUUGUCUGUAAAUUGAACUAAUUGUCUCUUAUACCCGAACACAAUUAAUUGAUUUUAUUCGCGUACGUGGAAACUUGAUUGCUCGUAAUUUUAUUUCAUUAUAUUUUGAAAAUUGAUUUACUUUAGACUUCCGUAAAGAGAUUAAAGUUUAUGCAUAUGAAUGUGUGUAUGUACAUGUGUAAAUAUAUUGAUAUAAAAAUAGUAUGGGAUAAGUAAAAGUAGAUAUAUUGUAAUGAACGAAUGAAUGAACAAUUUAAUAUAUUAUCGCAAGAAAAUUAAUGGAAUAGGGUAAA
Molecule: messenger RNA, 3728 nt
Organism: Cephus cinctus (wheat stem sawfly)
Lineage: Eukaryota; Metazoa; Arthropoda; Insecta; Hymenoptera; Cephidae
Product: sodium/potassium/calcium exchanger 4
Exons: 6
Coding region: 588-2204 (538 amino acids)
Biological process (GO): intracellular calcium ion homeostasis; calcium ion transmembrane transport
Cellular component (GO): membrane
Molecular function (GO): calcium channel activity; calcium, potassium:sodium antiporter activity
Source: RefSeq, a predicted model, not a curated record